Molecule: messenger RNA, 510 nt
Organism: Suhomyces tanzawaensis NRRL Y-17324
Lineage: Eukaryota; Fungi; Ascomycota; Pichiomycetes; Serinales; Debaryomycetaceae
Exons: 1
Coding region: 1-510 (169 amino acids)
Biological process (GO): actomyosin structure organization; mitotic cytokinesis
Cellular component (GO): myosin II complex; cytoplasm
Molecular function (GO): cytoskeletal motor regulator activity; myosin heavy chain binding
Source: RefSeq, a predicted model, not a curated record
AUGCUGGCCUUGAAUACCCUUUCCAAUAACCAAAAAGCCCAGCUUAGAAAUGCAUUUACUUUGAUCGAUGGCGAAUCAAGGGAUUCUACGAUCACCAAACAGGACUUGGUCAAUCUCUACACGCAAUUGGGCAUGGCUGUUCCAGGAGACGACCAGUUAACAGCGAUGUUGACCGUGGAAGGCGGCAACGGGAGUGGGAUCAACUUCACCCAGUUCCUGAACAUCAUGGCCAAAGAGUUCCUGAGAUUUGAAGACAGAAUGACCAUCUACAACGCCAUGAAGGUGUUCGCUGAGGCCGAAGACCCCAAGAAGUACAGCGAGGAUUUGAUCAUAGACGUGGAAAACUUGAAGGAAGCAUGUUGCUCCGUCCAACUUGGGGAGAUCGGGUCAGGCGACAACAGGCUUUCGCGGGCCACUUUCGAUAGAAUGGUCGAGGGGUUCGUCAAGGAACAGAUGGACGGAAGAAAGUUACUAUUAGCGUCAAAAUGGCUUGACGCAUAUAUUGAUUAA